UCGCGCAUGCGUGUUUGGAAUCGGCCCCCGGUCGCUCCGCCAUCUUUGUCGGCAGCCCAUUGUUCACUCCGAAGCUAACAACGGUGUCAAAUCCCUCUACAUCUCGUAUUAAAGUAUCCUGACUGUGUCACCGACAGCUGACUGUGACCGUCGUGGAUUUGCUCACAAGGUCGCGACUUGUUUUCGGCCACUAAGUGAGACAGAAUGGACGACGAGCAGCCGAAAACCCUGUAUGUGGGGAAUCUGUCCCGGGACGUGACGGAGGCCCUCAUCUUGGAAUUGUUCAGCCAGAUUGGGCCUUGUAAAAGCUGCAAAAUGAUAGUAGAUACAGCAGGUCACGAUCCAUACUGCUUUGUGGAGUUCUAUGAGCAUAGACACGCCACUGCUACAAUCGCAGCCAUGAAUGGUCGGAAAAUACUGGGUAAGGAGGUGAAGGUCAACUGGGCCACGACCCCAACGAGCCAGAAGAAAGACACGAGCAGUCACUUCCAUGUUUUUGUUGGAGACCUCAGUCCAGAAAUCACCACAGACGACAUAAAAGCAGCUUUUGCUCCUUUUGGAAAAAUAUCGGACUGUCGCGUUGUGAAAGACAUGGCCACAGGUAAAUCUAAAGGCUAUGGUUUUGUCUCCUUCUUCAACAAAUGGGAUGCAGAGAACGCCAUCCAGCAAAUGGGGGGCCAGUGGCUAGGAGGACGGCAGAUAAGGACCAACUGGGCCACGAGGAAGCCUGCUCCUAAAACGACAAAUGAAACAGCCAGUACCAAACAGCUCUCCUUCGAUGAGGUGUUAAACCAGUCCAGCCUCAGUAACUGCACAGUCUACUGUGGAGGAGUCACACAAGGUCUCACAGAGCAAAUAAUGAGACAGACCUUCUCACCUUUUGGCCAAAUAAUGGAGAUCCGUGUUUUCCCAGAAAAAGGCUACUCCUUUGUGAGGUUUAACUCCCAUGAGGCUGCAGCUCAUGCCAUAGUUUCUGUAAACGGCACCUCCAUAGAAGGCAACAUAGUAAAGUGCUACUGGGGGAAAGAAACGACAGACAUUGCACAGGGCCCCAUACAGCAGGUACAGAUGGCACAGCAGAACACGCUGAGCUUUGCAGCCCAACCCUACAACCAGUGGGGCCAGUGGUACAGCAACACGCAACAGAUCGGUCAGUACGUGCCCAACGGAUGGCAGGUGCCAAGCUACAGCGUCUACGGACAGACCUGGGAUCAGCAGGGCUACAAUCAUUUACAUGCAGGAGCUGGAUGGACGGGCGUGGGCGCCGUGAGCAAUGGGGGCAUGGUGGAGCCUGGGCAGGGAGUCAACGGGACAAUGCUAACCAACCAGGCAGGCAUGAGCACCACUGGAUACCCCACCCACUGAUCACAGACCCCCCUCCCCCCUCCCGCCCUCUCUUAGUGCCCAAGGACACCAGGAUUACACUCUGCUGGGGGAAGGAAGGAGCGCAUCAGACGUGCUCUGACUGUCACACCACAAAAAUUACUUCUAGUGAAGCUGGUCUGCCCUUUUUUUUUUUUUUUUUUUUUUUUUUUUUAAACCAGCCCAAAGCCUCACCCACUGCCCAAAUCAGUAGGUUGAAACAUGACUGUACACACGUUAAACACUGAUAAAGCCACCGCUAAUGCACAUUGCA
This is a messenger RNA of Poecilia latipinna (sailfin molly), 1636 nucleotides long. RefSeq names its product nucleolysin TIA-1 isoform p40-like. Bases 205 to 1365 code for a protein of 386 amino acids. The transcript has 12 exons. The record is from RefSeq and is a predicted model, not a curated record. Gene Ontology annotation, molecular function: RNA binding. NCBI's taxonomy places the organism in Eukaryota, Metazoa, Chordata, Actinopteri, Cyprinodontiformes, Poeciliidae.